This is a messenger RNA of Canis lupus familiaris (dog), 6518 nucleotides long. RefSeq names its product semaphorin 6A (gene SEMA6A). The record is from RefSeq and is a predicted model, not a curated record. Gene Ontology annotation, biological process: neural crest cell migration; axon guidance; negative chemotaxis. Lineage: Eukaryota; Metazoa; Chordata; Mammalia; Carnivora; Canidae. Bases 434 to 3577 code for a protein of 1047 amino acids. The transcript has 20 exons. Gene Ontology annotation, molecular function: semaphorin receptor binding; chemorepellent activity.
CCUGAAAUGACUUGUUAAUCCGCGCGGACACCACCGAAGGGACUCACCGGAGCGGAAUCCCAAGUGGAAUUUGGAUUUGGAGAAGAGUUUCUUGAACAUUUACUCCUUCCUUGUUGGGGUUUUCUUUUUUUCCCCCCUUUCCUUCUUUUCCCCCCUCUCCCCUUCUGCGCCUGUCACUGGAGAUGAACACAGCGCGUUUGCUUCCCAGAAAGUAGUCGCCGCGACUGUUCCCCCCAAAGAGACCAGCACACAUGUAGGAAUGACAAAGGCUUGCAGAGGAGAGAGCGCAGCUCGCGGCCCGGAGAGAUCUCCUCGAUAAUGGAUUACUAAAUGGGAUACACGCUGUACCAGCCCGCUCCGAGCCCCGGCCGCCUGCCCGUCGAUGCACCGAGAAGGGUGAAGUAGAGAAAUAAAGUCUCCCCGCUGAACUACUAUGAGGUCAGAAGCCUUGCUGCUAUAUUUCACACUGCUACACUUUGCUGGGGCUGGUUUCCCAGAAGAUUCUGAGCCAAUCAGUAUUUCGCAUGGCAACUAUACAAAACAGUAUCCGGUGUUUGUGGGCCACAAGCCAGGACGGAACACCACACAGAGGCACAGACUGGACAUCCAGAUGAUUAUGAUCAUGAACAGAACCCUCUACAUUGCUGCUAGGGACCAUAUUUAUACUGUUGAUAUGGACACCUCACACACAGAAGAAAUUUAUUGUAGCAAAAAACUGACAUGGAAAUCUAGACAGGCUGAUGUAGACACGUGCAGAAUGAAGGGAAAACAUAAGGAUGAGUGUCACAACUUCAUUAAAGUUCUUCUGAAGAAAAACGAGGAUACUUUGUUUGUCUGUGGAACCAAUGCCUUCAACCCUUCCUGCAGAAACUAUAAGAUGGAUACUCUGGAACCUUUUGGGGAUGAAUUUAGUGGAAUGGCCAGAUGCCCUUAUGAUGCCAAACAUGCCAACGUUGCACUGUUUGCAGAUGGAAAACUGUACUCAGCCACAGUGACUGACUUCCUUGCCAUCGAUGCGGUCAUUUACCGGAGUCUUGGAGACAGCCCAACCCUACGGACUGUCAAGCAUGAUUCCAAGUGGUUGAAAGAACCGUACUUUGUCCAAGCAGUGGAUUACGGAGACUAUAUCUACUUCUUCUUCAGGGAGAUAGCAGUGGAGUACAACACCAUGGGAAAGGUAGUCUUCCCGAGAGUGGCUCAGGUUUGUAAGAAUGACAUGGGAGGGUCUCAGAGAGUCCUGGAAAAACAGUGGACGUCUUUCCUAAAGGCUCGCCUGAACUGCUCAGUUCCUGGAGACUCUCAUUUUUAUUUCAACAUCCUCCAGGCGGUCACAGAUGUGAUUCACAUCAAUGGCCGUGAUGUUGUCCUGGCAACCUUUUCCACACCUUAUAACAGCAUCCCUGGAUCUGCGGUCUGUGCCUAUGACAUGCUUGACAUUGCCAAUGUUUUCACUGGGAGGUUCAAAGAACAGAAGUCUCCAGAUUCCACUUGGACACCAGUUCCUGAUGAACGAGUGCCCAAGCCCAGGCCAGGUUGCUGUGCUGGCUCGUCGUCCUUAGAAAAAUACACAACCUCCAAUGAGUUUCCUGAUGAUACCCUGAACUUCAUCAAAACACACCCACUCAUGGAUGAGGCUGUGCCUUCUGUCAUCAACAGGCCAUGGUUCCUCAGGACGAUGGUCAGAUACCGCCUGACCAAAAUUGCGGUGGACACUGCUGCUGGGCCAUAUCAGAAUCACACUGUGGUUUUCCUGGGAUCAGAGAAGGGAAUCAUCUUGAAGUUCUUGGCCAGGAUAGGAAACAGUGGUUUCCUAAAUGACAGCCUUUUCCUGGAGGAGAUGAGCGUUUAUAAUCCAGAAAAGUGCAGCUAUGAUGGAGUAGAGGACAAGAGGAUUAUGGGCAUGCAACUGGACAAAGCAAGCAGCUCUCUGUAUGUUGCAUUCUCCACCUGCGUGAUAAAGCUUCCCCUUGGCCGGUGUGAACGACACGGGAAGUGUAAAAAAACCUGUAUCGCCUCCAGAGACCCAUACUGUGGGUGGGUAAAGGAAGCAGGUUCCUGUGCCCAUCUGUCACCCAGCAGCAGAUUGACAUUUGAACAGGACAUAGAACGUGGCAAUACAGAUGGCCUGGGAGACUGUCACAAUUCCUUCGUGGCUCUGAAUGACAUUUCAACUCCUCUUCCAGAUCAUGAAAUGUCUUACAACACAGUAUAUGGGCACUCCAGUUCCCUUUUGCCCAGCACCACCACGUCAGAUGCGGCGGCUCAAGAGGGGUAUGAGUCUAGGGCAGGAAUGCUGGACUGGAAGGAUCUGCUCGAUUCACCUGACAGCACAGACUCUUUGGGGGCGGUGUCUUCCCGUAAUCACCAAGACAAGAAGGGAGUGAUUCGGGAGAGUUACCUCAAAGGCCACGACCAGCUCGUCCCCGUCACCCUCCUGGCCAUUGCGGUCAUCCUGGCUUUUGUCAUGGGGGCCGUCUUCUCCGGCAUCAUCGUCUACUGCGUCUGCGACCACAGGCGCAAGGACGUGUCCGCGGUGCAGCGCAAGGAGAAGGAGCUCAGCCACUCGCGCCGGGGCUCCAUGAGCAGCGUCACCAAGCUCAGCGGCCUCUUCGGGGACACCCAGUCCAAAGACCCGAAGCCGGAGGCCAUCCUCACGCCGCUCAUGCACAACGGCAAGCUCGCCGCGCCGGGCAGCACGGCCAAGAUGCUCAUCAAGGCGGACCAGCACCACUUGGACCUGGCGGCCUUGCCCACCCCCGAGUCCACCCCGACGCUGCAGCAGAAGCGGAAGCCCAGCCGCGGCAGCCGCGAGUGGGAGAGGAACCAAAACCUCAUCAAUGCCUGCACCAAGGACAUGCCCCCCAUGGGCUCCCCUGUGAUCCCCACGGACCUGCCCCUGCGGGCCUCCCCCAGCCACAUCCCCAGCGUGGUGGUCCUGCCCAUCGCGCAGCAGGGCUACCAGCACGAGUACGUGGACCAGCCCAAGAUGAGCGAGGUGGCCCAGAUGGCGCUGGAGGACCAGGCGGCCACGCUGGAGUAUAAGACCAUCAAGGAGCAUCUCAGCAGCAAGAGUCCCAACCACGGGGUGACCCUGGUGGAGAACCUGGACAGCCUGCCCCCCAAGGUCCCGCAGCGCGAGGCCUCCCUGGGCCCGCCGGGCGCCUCGCUGUCUCAGAACGGCCUGGGCAAGCGGCUGGAGAUGCACCACUCCUCCUCCUACGGCCUUGACUAUAAGAGGAGCUACCCCACGAACUCGCUCACGAGAAGCCACCAGGCCACCACGCUCAAAAGAAACAAUACUAACUGCUCCAACUCCUCCCACCUGUCCCGGAACCAGAGCUUUGGCCGGGGAGACAACCCGCCGCCCGCCCCGCAGAGGGUGGACUCGAUCCAGGUGCACGGCGCGCCGCCGGCGGGCCAGGCGGUGACUGUCGCGCGCCAGCCCAGCCUCAACGCCUACAACUCGCUGACGAGGUCGGGGCUGAAGCGCACGCCCUCGCUAAAGCCGGACGUACCCCCCAAGCCCUCCUUUGCCCCCCUUUCCACCUCCCUGAAGCCCAAUGACGCGUGCACAUAAUGCCAGGGGAGGGGUCAGGUGUCGAAGCCGCGGGAGCGGCCGGGCGCGCCCAGCCGGCGGGGCCCUCCGCUGCCCGAGCCCCCACGGAGCGGAGGACGCCGGCUCCCGGCCCGGGCGCAGCGGGGAGGCGCCGGGCCCCCGGGCCCCCACGCGGGACUCCCCUCCCCUCGCAGGCUCCGCUCUCCCUCACGCUGCGCGACAGGUCGGACUCACGAGAGACUUCAGCGAUCAUCACAAACACGAGCCAAAAGCACACCCCCCCACCCAGCCACCCGCGCGCGCACACACGCACACACACACACACGCGCACACACACAGGUGAACAGUGCCCGCAACCUUCUGUCCGCGACUGUGCGGGGCGCCGCCCAACAGGGCAGGAGCCCCACCUGCAGACCACAAACACGUUUUUACGAAUCAUGAAACGCAAAAAGACAGGAAUAAAAAUAAAAAGUAAAGAAUUCAUUGAUAAUUCUAACUCAGACUUUAACAAUGGCAGAAGUUUACUAUGCGCAGAUACUGUGAAAUGCCCACCAGUGUUACAGCUUCCUGUUCUGAGCAGACGAUGCCGCGUUGGGCAACCAGGUCAUAGGUUUCUGCUCCUCUCUUUUAAUGAAAUAACGUGACCGUUAACGCAAGUAACUCUUUAUUUAUUGUUCACCCUUUUUUCCUUAAGGAAAGGACUCUUCCACAUGCCAUCCUACCAACGGCUCUUCAGGAAGCCCCUUGAAGGUUAAACUAUUUAACGUGAAAUCCAUUAACUGGAAUAAUUGAGUUUAUUUUUACAAUAAAUUCACUGAGUAAAUAAGCUGGAGCUGGAAUUCUGAGCUUUGUGUUUGGACUGUCUGAUCUCUGGCUAGAGGAAAAAGUUGCGAGGGGAAUGAAUAUUUAUUGAAACCAACCAGUUAAUUUGCUGGUCGGGUCUCUGGCCUCUAACAUGCAAAAAAUUAAUUAGCUUAAAAGUCCUUCCAGAUCCUAACUUCUUAACGCAACCGGGAGAGGAACUCUUAGAAUGACACAUCCCGCGGCCCAUUGCUGCCAACGUGGCUUUGUCAGUGGUUCCUACUUUCUGUGAAGGCACCAGCUUGUGAAACCCAUCUCAUUUCACCUUGCAUGUGAGACCGCAAACAAAAUCCACUAAAGGUGUGAACUAAUUAAUAUGCUGGCUGCUACCUUGCAUAAAUUAAUGGUUUGCUCACACGGGUUUUUCGUGGGGUUACAUCUGUGAAUAGCCUCUUUUCCACAUGUAAAUUUGUGCCUUACACCCUGAGUUGUGUACACUUGUAAACUGUCGUUAUGAUAAACUUUCCCCCGCCUUUUGAAAUAAAUGCAGAUAUUUAUUUGACCCUCCCUCCCCCCACUCCCACUCCAGCCCUCUGGAAGAUUCCUAGCGUCUAGCAGAUGGAAGAAGAAUGCAGUGGUGGUGGUGGUGGUUAGAAGCCUGCCCCCCGGGAGAGCUAGGCAGCAGCACACCCUCCAAUUCACACUUCCUUCUACUCGUGCCAACUCCAGCCACCCCUUGGCCAUGCCACCAAGCAUGGACACCAGUGUUGAGGGUGGCAGUACCCUUUCUCCCUCCGGCGCUCCCUGCUUCCCGGUGUUCUCAGAUCAUUUCAACAUGGUGAUAGCCUCCUCGGCCAGCAGAGAAGGGACUAACGUCCCAGCCCUCCUUUCUGCCGUGUCCACUGGCUGGAGAGCACGCUGUCUGCGGUGGCCAGACACCUGGAGGGCGUCUCCAGGCCAGGGGCUCGGCACGCACGAGCACUGCACACAGAGACAUGACGUGGAAGUAGAUACAGGCAGGCUGGUCCCUGCUGUGAUGGACGAGUAACUCCAAGUACAAAGCCAACCACGAUGGAUGCUGCAAAAAACGUUGACCGGGCCAGAAGAUUUGUAAUUUCUCAAAAAAUUUCUUCAUCCUUUUGUUAUUAUUGUUUGUAAGGGGGCGGGUGGGGCGUGUUUUUUCUCCCCCGGUUGGUUCUCAUUAGCUCAAGCACACAGAAGGGACUAUUGUUUACUCUAUCAUGAACAAAGAACUGUCAACAUACUGUAAACAGUGAGCAUUGUUUGGGGUUGUUGUGUUUUUUAACAGUUAAACAGUAUAUUUGGUGGCCUCUUUGUCUCUUUUUAUUUCCAGUUUGAUCUUCUGAGUUUAAUCUUGUCUUAAAAAAAAAAAAAAACUUUCAAAGAAAGACUAUUUGGAACAAUUUUGAGUUUGUUAGUGAAAAAGUGGUACUUCCAUAAUCAGAGUGAGACCAGGUGUGUCGCGAGGACAGACUGGUAGCUUUGUGUUCCUGCAAACCUCCCGCGCAGUUUUGCUGUCGUUUGGGGUAGGUUUUUGUUGUUUUGUGUCGUUAUGCUUUUAUUCUGUUUUGUGAGCAGAAUCAAUGUUCACAUCCUGUGAACUCUGUACCCUGAAACCAACCAUAAAGUCUCUUCUAGAAACUGAGAUCAUUGUUUUUCCCUUCUCCCCGAAUGAAGCUUGACCCCCAAGAGUAUUGACCGGCAGCACCCACGCUCUUGUCCCAUGGGUGGGCAUCAUUGCCUCAGCUGUGUUACGGAGACCUGUGUCAAAACUUCCAGCCCGCGUCCCCACCGCCCCUCAACCCAUCACUUGCGGUGUUCUUCCUGAAAUGCCCACAUGUAUUGAGCUGGUCUUUUGCAUUUAAGUGUUUUUUUCCCUUUUUUUUUUUCCCCACUGCGUGUGGGGGGAGGGUCCAUAAACCUGAGUGUGCCUUUGCUUUCCACCCUUGCUAGACACUGGUAGAUGCAACAAACUCAGAUUUAUAUUUGUUGUAAAGUUGUAAAAAUAUUGUGAUGUCACCAAUUUUCCUUCCAUCUCCACAUCCCCUAACAUCUGAUUCAUGACGUAAUGUAUGUUGUAAAACAGGAAAAAAAAGAAAAAGAAAAGAAAAAAAGGGAAAAAAAAGACAAAAAAAAAAAA